This is a messenger RNA of Penicillium lagena, 318 nucleotides long. RefSeq lists its product as uncharacterized. The record is from RefSeq and is a predicted model, not a curated record. Bases 1 to 318 code for a protein of 105 amino acids. The transcript has a single exon. Lineage: Eukaryota; Fungi; Ascomycota; Eurotiomycetes; Eurotiales; Aspergillaceae.
AUGUCGAUCUCGGUCCUCCCCUUGCCUUAUGGAUCCACGGCUACUGGAGGUAAACGCUUUAUUCCCAUCACUGGUGGACGAGUCACUGGCCCUAAACUCGAGGGCACAAUUGUUGCCAACACGGGAGGAAACUGGAACUGUGUGCACGUAGACGAGGUAGUGCAUUUGUACGCGCGCUACACCAUUCAAGCCAGCGGGCGGUGGCACCCUUAUCGGCAUUUGCAACAAAGACUAUGGCCGAGCCAGGCAAGAAACUAUGAAAGCCGUCUUCGAGGAUCCGGAUCCGACCAAGGUGUCCAUGACCAACGGCGGCGCUGA